CUGGGUUCUGUGUUUUGUUUCUACAAUAGUCGCAUCGCGUCGGUCGCGUCGUACCUCGAAGAAAAAAUCUCCGGGAGGACGAUGACACGCAGUAUCCCGCGGGGUAGCGUCCGAUGGGUGACUCGAACCAGGUGAUACGACGACGCGGCAACAAAGAGACGCUUACCGAUCAUGUUCACGUAAUUGUUAACCUCUCUCUCUCUUUCUCUCUCGUGGACUUAUCCGUCCCAAAAAAGGUAUCCCGUCGAUUUCGACAGCAAAUCGCCGCAAUCAAUCGGGAACGAAUUGGACCGCCUUAAAUUACGAUAAAUUGAUGAACGAAUCGGCAAAAGUGAAGAGGAGGUGUGUGUCAAUUAGAUUAGCGGAAUAAGGGACGCGGGUUAAAUGCCCUUGUUACGCAAGGUGUUGCUGAACCUGACACUCCUUGCAUUGCUCUUGGUGGCUUUCUACUACUAUGAGACAUCCAAUGGCAGGCGUUGGAUCGUACCUAAUCCACGAGCAAGAAAUGCGAGCUUGCCGAAUCUUACAUCCGCCUUAGCAGCGGCCAGCUACACCACGGACAUCAAUUAUUCGUCCUCGAUCAUCAACGUCUUGCAGCAAGAACGUAUAAACUACUACAACAUCUGGUGUAUCUUCACCAAAGUUACCUCAAACUCGCCCAUGAGACGCAAGUUUCAGAUAUUUAUCAACUCCCUGCUCGGACUAACUUCUGUGGACAUCGCUUUUCACGUGAUAAGUGACGACGACAGCCGGAGCAUAGCGGAAACUGUCAUUCAGGAUGUUAUGACUGGAACUGGAAAGUUUAUGGAGGUGUUUUAUUACGAUGUGCACAAACUGGCCACUCAACUGGAGGAUAUCGUGUCGGUUAUGUCGCCGCACUUCAGCAGCAAGCCAGGGACGUACUAUUCCGACGCGUUGUUCUUCCUCUCGCUGGGCCUGCACAGGAUCGCGCCGAGCGACCAGAAGCUCGCAGCGAUGUUCGACGCGGACACGAAAUUCCGCCGGGACGUGAAGGAUCUGUUCGAGGAGUUCCGCAACUUCGGCGAGGACGCCCUGUUCGGCCUGGCGCCGGAGCUCACUCCGGUCUACCGCCACGUUUUGUACAUAUAUCGCAACAAACACCCGAACACUUUGUUCGGCGAGCCCCGGCACAAGGGCGGAUAUCCCGGCUACAACAGCGGAAUGGUGCUCUUUAACUUGGAAAAAUUACGAAAGUCGCUCGCCUACAAUGAGAUCGUUGGCAAGAAGAACGUGGACGCGAUGACGGAGAAGUAUCACUUCAAGGGCCACUUGGGCGAUCAAGAUUUCUACACGCUUCUCGGUAUGGAAAGGUCGGAGCUUAUCUACACGGUCGAUUGCGGAUGGAACAGGCAGCUCUGUACCUGGUGGCGUGAUCGCGGGUACGCAGAUAUAUUCGCGAAUUAUUCGGAGUGCCAUUCGGAGACCAAGCUGUGGCAUGGAAAUUGUAACACUCCCAUACCUGACGAUUAGCCAUCAUCCCCAAUGAUACGGUACACGCAUUGAACACUGAAUAUGUGAGAGAUCCUUCUCCAAUUCUAGAUUUAAUGUAAACAAGACGGUGCUAAGACGUGAGGCGGCAAUCUACAGACUGAAAACGUAGCGGAAUUCUGGGCGAGAUAAUGUAAGACAAUUCGUUCGUAGGUUAAUCGAUAGAUCUAAGUAAUUCUAACUUUACCUGAGUUAAUAAUUGCAAAUGGAAGAUGUAUUAUCUUUUCGUUUUUCUUUUUUCCGAGUUGAAUAGAGAGAAAGAAUCUCGUUAAUGGUAGGAUACGAUAUUGUUACAUCAAGGGAAAGGCAGAAUAGCAAAUUUCAACGAGAAAUUUGGGUUCUGCUUGUAAGUAUAAACAUCUCACGAAGUGCUCACCUUUAGUAUUGAAGCCCGUUCAGCAACUUUACGGGGCUUAUCGAAGAUCUGUUUUAAUGGCAAUAUUAACACAUUCGUAGCCGCUGAUGUUUUCUUCUUUUUUUGUUUUUAAUCUACAGCUGAUUGUCGCCGAUGCGGUAUUAUUAAUAUUUUUAUAUAAUAGUGUUUAUUUUUGCUUUUACGUAAAAAAGUCCAAUUAAUUUCUUCAAGAAUUAAGUAAUAAAUUUCAAAAGUUUUCUAAAAUUCUAACAUUUCCUAUGUUCAUGAUUUAACACUUUUUCCGUUUGGAUUUUGUAACGGAUAAAGUUUCUUCAGUUUCAAAUGACAAGUAGUUACAAGCAUAUCUUUGAACAAGCUUUUAUUCUUAUUUUAACGACAGAACUCUGCGACAAUCAGCUACAGAUUUAAGUCUGUUGUAUCGAGUUUCCAGUUUUAGAAAGAUGAGAAACAAUUACCGGUUGCGAAGAUGUUAAAUCAGACGUUCUUCUGAAGCUGUGAUGUACCGUUGCAAUAUGUACACUUCAUGUCUUCAUGCCCUCCUCUACGGAGGUGAUGUAUUCCUAUGUUAAUGAUGUACCUAAUAGUUUUAUAUCACGAAUGAUUUCUGUAGGAUUCAUUCAUUAUCUCGCGUAUUCGAGUAUUUUGGGUGUAUCCUUGCGAUAUUACAUCCCGAAUAUGUUACGACAUCGGGGAUUAUUGCAUAGAAACCAUUAAGUGUAAUCUUAUGCUAGGAAAACGUAUGUUUUAUAUUUGCGUAGAAAGGAAGAUAAUCAAUUUUUGAUGGGAAGAUCGACGCAGUUACGGUUUAAAAGUACUUUCAGAAAGAGAUACUCUGAGAUUGAAAAUACCUUUAAAUCUAACAUUGAAACGUAUGGGUGCUACGAAGCCUGGAAAGUACGAAGUAACACGCAGUUUAUACGCGUGCACGUUAUAGAAUGGUGCUAUUUUUCACAAACGAUAUACAUUCUACAUAAAAAAAAAAGAAAAGACCGCGUAUAUACGGCGUUCGAAUUAUAUUUUUCUACCUGAACAUAUAUCGAGAGGCAGGUUGUUUCCGAAAAGCGCGCGCGAAAGCGAGGUUGUCUAAUGCUACUGAUAAGAUUUAGCAAAUUCAUUGUUAUAACUUUAAUGCGACUAUAAAUUAUAACAUAUAAAUAGUGUGUAUGUGUGUAUGUGUGUGUGUGUAAGGAAAAGAUAUUAAAUACAAUAUAUAUAUAUAUAUAUAUAUAUAUUGACAUAAUGUGUGUGAUAUUUACAAUACGUCCAUCAGCGUACCAUUCGUCGCAACUACUCGAAAUGCCGCGAAGUCGCAAAACGUGUUAGCAGAUGAAUCGGUCAACUCGUCGCUCUGCGACAACGACGGUCAUCUCGUCUCGGUGACAACUUUAGAUCUCUCGUUUGCCACGCACUCUGUCGAGUGUGAGGAAGUGCAUGCUUACAUCUCAAAGCUAGAACAAUCAGUAGUAUUUAGUGACUUGAACAUGAAAUAAACUUUCACACUGAGGAGAAUAUACCAUGGAGAGGACCAUAUUCGCGCCUUGAAAAGAUAAACAAAAAAUAUAUAUAUAUAUAUAUAUAUAUUUAUAGAUUUUAAUCAGCUAUUAAAAGUACGAUUGAAGAAGGUAGAAAAGGAUAUCGCUUAACAAUAUGUGAUAUCAAUCCUAUUCCAUAAGAAACGCCAUGUUUUGAGUGUUGGUAAUAUGUUACUUUUCUACUCUCUCUCUCUCUCUCUCUCUCUCUCUCUCUCUCACUCUCUCUCUCUCUCUCUCUCUCUCUUUCUCUUCGUCUCUCUUUUUCUCGUGGCAGAGUGACACCGAUUGCUCUUUCUUCGCUCUGAGAAAGUGAUGAAUCGCAGACGCUGUCGCUCCGAGAAACGGAACGGUACGCAUCCUGUGGCCCUGGUAUACAAGCGCUCUAACGACGAUGAGAAAGCUACGUAGCUGUCUCAGCUUUUCCGAGAAACGUAAUUAUUAUUAUGCCGUAAGGAAUUAAAAUAUAAACGGUUUCCGUACUUGGAUAAUGCCAACAAAAAGAAAACAACAAUUUGUAUUCGGACACGUACGAGAGCGCGAUGCAACCGACGUCGCGUCGUGCGUCCGAUACGGUGCCCACAUGGAGGAAAAUAAAAGUCGCUCGACGUUAAAUUAAGUAAUAACACCCUCCUCCCGGGUGUGUGUGUGUGAUCGUAGAUCAAUCCUACGCACCAUCAUCAUCAUCAUCAAAGAUCCAAUCGCGCGGGUUCCGAUUCACGCAACUCAAUUGACCAGAUUUAGGGAAAGGACUAUUCUCGGCACGGUACGAUAACGCGUAUUCUAAUACAUCUCUAAAUUCGUUGUACAAUACGUAAAAUAAGAUGUCACCUUUGGUCCCGUUCAUAGAAACUUACUUACAAAUUAACUGCGAGUUAAUUGUGUAUGUUAGUCUCGGCAUUAAAUCGCUUAUUAGUAGUAUUCCGAUAUUCGCGAUCCGUCCACGACUAACUUUGGUAUUAUAUUUGUGUGUGUGUGUGUGUGUGUGUGUGUGUGUGUGUGUGUGUGUGUGUGUGUGUGCGCGCGCGCGCGCGCGUGUGUGUUUUUUUAUCAGUAUACACCGCACCAAAGCUAGGGUCGAAUGGUUUUACCGAACUGUGUAAAGGGAAUUAAUCUCUCUCUCUCUCUCUCCCUCUCUAUACCUUUUCGUAUUAAUUGAUGAGCAAUGUCGGAUUCAUGACUAUUCAAGUAAAGGUAUCUUCUCCUCUUUCUAUAUACGAUCAAGCGCAAACAAUAUAUACAUUUCCCAUCGCCUCACGGCAAUCUUGGCUGCCUCAGCAUAUUUCUCUUUUUGUACAUCGUAUUUACAUGACCAACGUGGAGCAACAUAUCAUCGGACUCCAUCCCGGUAUUCGAGAGAAGAUAUACACAAAUGAGAGAUGUAACUCUAGAGAAGUCUCGCAGUAUCUUCACUAAUAUCGCAUUGGUGGACCUCUCUUUGCUCCACGUUGAAUGUUGACGCAAAAAUCGCAAAUACCUUUCUCUAUUCCGGCGAAUAUAUUACACGUAGAACAUGUAAAUGCCCCUCAAAAAUAUUUUUCAUUCUUUUCUUUUUAAUAUCGUUUAAAAUAUAUAUUCUUACAUCAACCCUAAAAUACUACUAGGAAAAUCAAAUGAUAUCAAACAAAAGUUGAUUACUUAGUGUCACUUAGCUACUAAUAAUAAUAUAUAUAUACGAAAAGAUAAGACAGAAAUGUACAAAUAUAAAAGAAAUGUACAGAUAUAAAAGAAAUAACACGAGCCGAGUGACUCGUAUUCCAUUUUUGAAAGAACGUCCUCAUAGUAGUACUCCAGGGUCAAAGGCAAUUUUUUUUAAUGUUUUUUUUUGCAUAUACCUUUCGUAAAACAGAAAAUCUU
Molecule: messenger RNA, 5271 nt
Organism: Dinoponera quadriceps
Lineage: Eukaryota; Metazoa; Arthropoda; Insecta; Hymenoptera; Formicidae
Gene: Xxylt
Product: xyloside xylosyltransferase 1
Exons: 4
Coding region: 385-1491 (368 amino acids)
Molecular function (GO): UDP-xylosyltransferase activity
Source: RefSeq, a predicted model, not a curated record